AUUAAACCCCUUUGCAAGACAUUAAGCACAUGGAAACGGCAACGGGAGAGAGAGGGAUGUGAGGGAGAAAGAUACAGAGAGAGAGGAGAUGCAGUGUGGAGAAUGCAUGUGUGUACAGGAAGGAGAUUUAAGUGGAGAGGGAGAGCAGGGCAAUAGAGGGAGGACCGUGGAGUGAGUCGGAGCUGCAGGCUGAGAGAAAGAUAUAGAGAGAGAGGAGGAGGAGAGACCAACCACACAAAGCAGCAGCACGUCUGUCUCUAUCUGUCGCCUCUUGGAUCUCCCUGAGCACAGCUGCCGGGCUGCUGCCGACUUGUGAGUGGAUCCUCACGCUCAACGGCUGUUGGAGGCAGCGCCUGAGUGUGUAGUACGCGCUAGAGUUUCCCAGUGGCCGCGCAUAAGCCUUUGCUCAACUGUUCUGGUUAUAGUACUGUCACACAUGAGUGAAGGUUUGGCCAGCUUCGCUCUGGACUUGACUCAACACCCAUGAUCCCCAGCCAACUCUGGCAUACCCUCUCACUAAGAUGGGAAAUGCCUCUGAAACAUUUCUGAUCGUGUCCAGAAUAUCGAAAGACAAUGACUUACUCAUGGGAACUCUCUACACAAUUUUUGGUGUCUUGUCAGUGCUGGGGAACGGGAUUCUGCUCUUCGUGGCCUAUAGAAAGAAGUCCUCCCUGAAGCCAGCCGAGUUCUUCGUGGUCAACCUGGCAAUCAGUGACCUGAGCAUGACCAUGAGUCUGUUUCCACUAGCAAUCCCUUCAGCCUUCGCUCAUAUGUGGUUGUUUAAUAGGACAACCUGUAUGGUCUAUGCCUUCUGCGGUGUUCUGUUCGGCCUUUGCAGUCUGACCAACCUCACGGUGCUCUCUUGUGUCUGCUGGCUCAAGGUCUGCUGCCCAAACUACGGUAACAAGUUCUCGUACUGCCACGCCUGCCUGCUUGUCGCUGGUGUCUGGUGCUACGCUGGAGUGUUUGCUGUGGGUCCUCUGUCGGGCUGGGGAGAGUACGGCGCCGAGCCUUAUGGCACGGCAUGCUGCAUCAACUGGCAUGCGCCCAGCCAAAGUUCCGCGGCCAUGAGCUACAUCGUCUGCCUCUUCUUCUUCUGCUACAUGGUGCCGUGCACCGUCAUCUUUCUGUCCUACACGUUCAUCCUCCUGACUGUACGGGGCUCUCGCCAAGCUGUGCAGCAGCAUAUGUCUCCGCAGAACAAGAUUACCAAUGCACACACGCUUAUCGUUAAGCUUUCCGUGGCCGUUUGCAUCGGUUUCCUGACAGCAUGGAGUCCAUAUGCUAUUGUGUCCAUGUGGGCAGCGUUUGGUAACCCAGCAUCUGUACCACCUAUGUCUUUUGCUCUGGCAGCUAUCUUUGCCAAGUCCUCCACCCUUUACAACCCCAUUGUCUAUUUGGUCUUCAAGCCCAAUUUCCGUAAGUCCGUGUGCCGGGAUGUCGCUCUGUGCAGAAGGUCACUCUGCGGAUGCCUGUGCCAGAGCAGCUCUGUACAGAAGGGAACUUGCAUGCAGCUUCAUCACAAAGAAGAGUGCAACUCUACAAGGUUAUCAAAUGGACUACCGGAGAACCACGGCACCUGCAGACACUGUCCUUGCCCCGAAACAGUCACUGGUACGAGAGAAAAUUGCACAGACUACAGCCCCCAGCAGACUGCCAGGAUACUGAAAGGAUCUCUGCACAGUGAGGUCGCUGUCAGUCAGCUCUCCAACGAGCUGCAGAGCGACUUCCUCUAGAGAAGCAAAUGCAGCCAGGAAGAAAAAAAAAAGGAAAAAGAUGGCAAGACUGCACACUGAAAGACAUUAAUCACAAGUUAGGGAAGAGGGAAAACGUAAGAAAAAAACAAAAAAGAUCAAGACUGACUACAAGAAAAACUAUAUAACUUUACUCAUGCCUCAAAUAUGUGAUACUGCCAAAAAAAAAAUAUGAAGAGAAUAAAACACACAGGAAAAAAAAAACACGACAAUUGAGUGAAAAGCCAAUGCAGGAGGAUAAGCAAGCCAAACAGUCCACAGACGUGUGCAUCAAUAUUACGUCAGGUCAAAUUAAUGAGCGACAACGAGCAUCUGACCAACAUCCAGCAACCAAGACAUCAGGAGUCGCAAUGCAAAUCAGUGUACGCUGGAUUUAGAGGGAGGAACUGAUACUGAAACUUUAUGCUCCCUCGACCACCUUUUGUGUGUUUAUUACAAGUACUGUAUUUGACAAUGUCUUGGAUUUGAUAUGUAAUUUAUUUAUGCAUGCCUCAAACCGAAGGACCACAGGGUUGCUGUUGUUAUCUUGUGAGAAGUUAAUGCUGUUUUCUCAUUACCGAGGGUAGAUUAACUAAACUACAGCGUGUCAGCCUCAGUACUAAUCCUAAUACAACCAGACCCCUUGAGGAGGUAAAGACCAACGCGCUGAGGAAGAACACCCCGACCUCUACCCCUCCAGCCCCCCACCGUUACCUGUGUAAAAAUUUACAUUUUUCCCUGAGGAUGUUGUAUUGACCACCCCUCUGCAGAACAGCAAUGUUUUUGCAAUGAUAUUUUGUCUAAUAUCACCUCUGUCCAGAACAGGAAGCAUGACUCAAUUACAGUGUAGAGGAAGAAGCUCUGGGGGCACGACUUAAUAUAUUUACAACGCUCACAAAGCUACAUUCUCUCCCAGUGUAUAUUCUGCUUGGAACGGUCAGUUUUACAGUUUCUGAAAACCACCAAAUAAGCUUUGUCACAACAAAAAAAGUUUGUUACACAAUAUUUGUAUGUAAUGUGUUUAUAAUAAUAUGCUAUCCAUUUCUGACCUUAUACCCGGCGAAAACAUUAAUAGUAAUAAUUGGAUGUUAAUGAAAGCUCAUGACGAUAUUUAUUGAGAAGAAGCAUCACAUUAAUCUAGGAUAAUAAGACUGAAGGUAUGUGGCUGUCUGGUUUUAAGUCCUGAGCUUGAUGAGGACGUUGAUGUUCACAUACUAGGAUCUUUGGUUCCCAAUCAAGUAGCAUCUCCACUCCUAAAUAAAGACUGCAGCGGUGUGCACUUUGAAGGAUAAAUUAUGGGUCUUAUUUUCAUCCGUUUGGUGACGUCUUUAUUGGCCAUGUGCUCACCAGACCUCAAACUACAAUUAAGCCAUGUGCGCCAACAAACGAGCUCUGUCAGCUGACGAGGCGACCCUGUGACAGCGUUAGCCAGGUCGGGGGGAUGAGCUCUGCGUUCAUUAAAUUUGGCGGCCCCGAGGCUUUUGGAAAGAGGUCAAACCUUCACCUUUCAUUCGACUGCUUUUAAUAGAUUAUGCCGCAUCCCUGAAUUUCAGUUAACUUGGUUGAUUACCAACGGCAAUGUGGUCCAUUCCUAUGAAAAUAAGACCCAUAAUAAUAAAAAAACAAACAAACAAAAAAACAGAGCGACUAAUCGGAUAGGCCUGAUUCUGUCUGUGCAAGAAGGGAGCGGGAAAAAAAAUCAUGUGGUUUAUUUAUACUGUAUGUGAGUGUAUUUUUUUUCUAGCGUGCCUCUGUGAGAAUGGACUUCAUGGGCAGAAUUUAACAGCUCUUAGUAAAUUCUUAGUAAUUUCCUUAAGGAACAGGAAAAAAAAAAGAAACACUAAAAUGUUCCUCGAGCCAUUUUAGUGUUUACUGUUUUUAACAAAACAGGAGUCAUUAACUUUAUGUCUAUGCAUGAAUAUAGACCACUUGCCUUUAGUGCUCCCUUUACCUGUUGUUCGGUAAGAGUUUGUAAUAAUGGAAGGCAUCAGCACCUGCCAACAUUACUCCAAUAGAAAAUGCCCAGCAAGCAUAGCUGAGCUUGUGCUGGUCCAACAAGUGAUUUUCCCCUUGCAGCAUAGGUCAUCACAUGCAAUUACAAAAAAGACCUGCCAUGGACAAGAUUAAUUAGAUGUGCUGGGGUGCAUGUUGUGGUUGACUGGCAUGACUUUCAUGCCAUGACUCCUUUCUUUACUGGGCUGGCGGUGACUGCAGUCCUGUGCAGUUUUUCACUAAGCUUGCCCAUGAAAGCGGUUCCCAUUUUCUGUGUUCUCACUUUCAGACUGUCGUAAAAUAAUGCGCUUCAACUCGCACAAAAACAGCACGGUCAGCACAUGUGCCACAUUCUACCGCUUACUAUUCUCCUCCAGUUAAUGCUCCAUCCUUAGUGAUGACUACUUCUUGAAAAAGUUGAUACCAACUCGGCAUCGCCACUUGAAAUAAUGCCCCGCUGGGCUUUUUCACACGACACAUAGCUCUGGGGUUAGGCACUUAUUAGCUCAGGGCUUACUUCUCUAUUACUUGUUCAGACUGAUAUUUGCGCUGCAUGGAGUUGAAAAAAAAAAGUCUCCAUGUUCAUUUCAACGUAGCGUCAAUGCAGGAGGCCCCAGUAAAACAAACACAGCGUCAUCUGGCAAAAGAGUUUAAACCGGCUCAGUUUUUAUUAUCACACAGGGUACUGUACUGAACAAUGAUGCAAGUGGUCUUUAUCUUGUCUCAUGUUUUAAGCUGCUGUGCAGUGUCUCCAAAUGUAUUUUUCAUUUUUAUACUGUAUAUUAUUGAGAUCCAUUAGUUGUUUGUUCAAUGAACCCUGCUGUUAAAUCAUUGUUAAAUGACGAACCUUUUGGUUCAUUUACAAUGUUUUUACCAUCUAGAGCUGUUUAGAAGAACAAUAAAAAUAUCCCUUUAAUCCCCAUUAUUAGGUAAUGACAAUAUGAUUAAGAUUAUGUUUAAAAUCAGGGUCAUAAUUUAAGUUAAUUUCAUGCUGAGGUGAUGUAAACACCAUAUUGCAUGUGUAUCCCAUUGUCACUUUUUGUAUCACUGCAUAACACACACACUCCCUCCUGUAUCACUACUGGACAUAAAUCAUUAGGUGCAUUCAGUAUGAAUCUAAACUGACUAGGUGGCCCUUAUUUAUUUAUUUUUUUUAAUUGCAGUGCUGUUCUCAGUCUCAACACCCAGUUCAAGCUGUUUGACCCCUUGACUGAGGGAUCUCUCUAGGCAGCCUUUAUCACAUUCUUCACCAAACACGCAAUAUGGGGAUAUUCAAUGUGACAUGAGAGAAAAGGCAGCCUACAGUCCAGUCAAAUAAAACCAGUCACUCUGAGCAUUCCUACAACUUCAAUGUAGACUUGUGACGUUUAAGUUUCAAAGAGUUUAUUUCGGCGGACACUUGUGCAAACCGUCCCGCUAUUUAAAAAAGUAAAUGAAAGAAAAGAAGCACCGUUCUCAUUUCCAUAGACACGCUGUUCACUUGUUCCUAUCAGGAUGUUACAGGCAAUAACUGUCACCUCCAACUGUUCAUCUAUGUAUACAACAGCUAUACAAAUAUUUGGAUGUGCAGGGUAGCAGCUCACCACCGUUUCUUGCUUUGUAACCUUCAGAAUGAAUUGAAAAGUACGGCACGGUUAUUACUUUCCCAGAAAAAAACAACAACAAACAAACAAAAAAACAAAACAAAAACAGAUCGAUUGUACUGACUACUCUGACGUGUUGAGAAUGUUGUUGGUGUUGUGUUGAUAAUGACAUUUCAAAAAAGAGAGGAGAAAAAAAAAUGGUGAAAAGGCUGAAGAAGGAUCUUUGAAAUGCAAGCAGAAUCUGUGCUUGUUAUUCUCUAACCAAAGGUUACGGUCUCGUUUAUGCUCACCGUCAAAGCCAAAAUGCUGUUUUUGGACACUCAUAUUUUUCUACCAAUAUGCAGGUUACCAUGAGAAGAAUAUACAUAUCAAAGACUUGGCCUCAAAGUCCUGUGCUGGACAGGCGCUGAUUGGCCCAACGUUUUGGGCAAAGAUGGACACAAAAAAAAAAAAACAGGAAUCAUAACUGUGAAAACCGAUUCUGAUGUCUCUUUUUUCUAUUCUGUUCUUCUCUAAGAACAAAUACUGCAAGUACCUAGGCGCGUAUUCUGUUUCACUAGCCAUUCCCACCUGGGUCAUCUACCUUACUUUUCAAGAAAUAUAUACAGUAUAUAUAUAUAUAUAUUGCAUGUGUGUAGAUAUGUGUUUGUACAGAUGCCAAAUUGAAAUCUUACAUAAUUAUGAAUAUCAGCCGAGGGGACAGAGAAGCCCCCCAGCAGUGUCUUGAAAUUGGGAUGAUGGGUUUUAUUUUUAUGUUGUUCCAGCUUCUGACUGGAGCCGUUGAAGGUGUUUCCCAUAAAUGCUUCUUAUUAUGAAGCUUCAGUGCAAAGUAGCUGCCAGGUCUAUGGCUUCCCCCGCUGCAGCUGGAAUCCAUUUUCCUUUAGCUCUUUUUAUUGCUGUGUGUGUAAGAGAAGGAUAGACUAAACCUUAAUAUUCUAACGGAGAGAUCACCAGUAUUAAACAUCCAUAAAGUAAUGGUCGUCAUGGCUGACCAUUAAUAAUUUACAACCAUUUUCCACCUUGUUGUUGCGGGCUUCUACGGACCCACAGCAAUCCACAUGGGAAAUUGAAUCUAUUAUGAUGUUAUUGUGUAUACAGCUUCUAUGAAGGCGUUUGUUUCUACCUCCCAGUUAAUUACAGAAUGUAUUUGUUGCUGAAUAGAAAGACUUCAGGCGCUUGGAAGAGGAGCAUACUGCGAAGAAGCUUGCUUGCAGAGAAACUGAGGUGUGGACGGGAUAUUUCGGAGGUGUGCAUGAAAUAGCUCAAGCUGGAUGCAGUUGUCAUCUAACCCUUCGCAUGUAAAAAAAAAUCCUCUGUUGGCGCCAGUUCAGGCAUCCUAUCAGUAUCAAAACCUUGGUUUAAUGCAUCCAUCUUAUCUUUGUAAAUCUUACCUGUCAAGAUGCAGCCUGGAAACAUGACAAAGACUUUGUUAAUCCCUUUCGGGACUUAAAACUCUGAAUCAGGAGAAAUACCAUAUGCAGAAUUUAUAGUUGUUUAUAUUUCACUUCCUGGAUGCUCUAGUCCUACACAAGGUAUGAAUAAUGGGAUAAAUCCUGUACGCACUGCUAUUUAUAUAUUCACACUAAUCCGCUGUACAUAAAGUGAAAUGACAUCAGAAAGAUGCAAGUAGAAUUUAGACUUGUGUUACUACAGCAGCAAAGUCUUUGCAUGGAUCCUUGUUUUCCUUUUGUCUUCUGCAAAGCAAAUGCUCUGUCCUCAGGAGAUUUGCAGGUUUGAUCUGCACUGUAUUAUAUACACACAUCAGACGUUUAGGAGGCCCUCUCCCCCAGUUUCUAAGACACAUACAAGGCUGAAUGUGAUGUGUUGUACAUAUAUGUAUGUUUGUAUCUGGCAAGAUUCUGUCUAUCUAUAUCGGUUUUAAAAUAUUACGUCAUAAUUAUUGAAAUUAUUAUCAUUGUUGUCAGUGAAGUUUCAGAUGCACUGUGAAAAUGUUUACAACUUUUUUUGCAUUGUUUUGUUUAAAAAAUAUGAAGGAUUGUAUGAAAAGAGUUUAAGAUGUCUACCUAAGGGCAUAUAAUUUGUUCUGAAGUAAAAUGGAAUGAUAAAUAAAUAUAAUUCAGGAUUCAA
Mugil cephalus (flathead mullet) is the source of this 7396-nucleotide messenger RNA. It is a transcript of the gene opn7b, whose product is annotated as opsin 7, group member b. Gene Ontology annotation, cellular component: membrane. Gene Ontology annotation, molecular function: G protein-coupled receptor activity. Gene Ontology annotation, biological process: G protein-coupled receptor signaling pathway; visual perception. The coding region runs from base 522 to 1736 and encodes 404 amino acids. Lineage: Eukaryota; Metazoa; Chordata; Actinopteri; Mugiliformes; Mugilidae. The transcript has 6 exons. The record is from RefSeq and is a predicted model, not a curated record.